Ooceraea biroi (clonal raider ant) is the source of this 3036-nucleotide messenger RNA. Its product is annotated as sorting nexin-25. The record is from RefSeq and is a predicted model, not a curated record. Lineage: Eukaryota; Metazoa; Arthropoda; Insecta; Hymenoptera; Formicidae. Gene Ontology annotation, molecular function: phosphatidylinositol binding. Gene Ontology annotation, cellular component: intracellular membrane-bounded organelle.
GGCGUAACAAAUUUCUUAUUCCAUAACUUGCACUGCAAUCGUACUGUGCGACCAGUGUUUAAAAAUGGCGAGGCACUCAGUAUUGUUUUGUAUUAUUGACGCGGCGAGAAUGAGGAGUAUUAUUGCAAUUGCGCGUGUCCACUGAUUUAAGCAUCGUUAUCGCUGCGUCGCCUGUGUAUUAAAGCGAAACAUGGUUUCCCCCGUUAUCGUUUGCGUUACGUCGUUGGCUGUUAUCAGCUUGGGAGUUGUUAUGGACUGGAGCUGCGUUCACUGUUGUUACCUUUACGUUAUUUUAACUUGCUCCUGCCUACUAGUCGGCCCGCUGAUCAUGAUCCUGAUCAACAUAGCUCUCUCGCCCAAGCACCAGACUGGCUCUGGCACCGUUAGAACCAUCGCGGAGAUGGAUGCCUUCCGUAACAUGUUGAUGAAAGGAUACGAGCCGAAGUCGGCCAACAUUAGGAAGCACAUGCGUUAUCCCAUGGUCUUCACUCGUCUAGUGGAUGGUGCUUUGCAGAACCUCCUAGAUUUGACCUUUCAGGACUUUGUCGGUUCUUGGCUGCAUGAUCUGUCCUUUGGAUCGGAACAGCUCAUAGACAAUAUGAAGCAGGAUGUGUGGGGUGCCAUACAGAGCCUCCACGAUCGCCUGUCGCGCGUCGAUCACACGAAAUUGGUGGUCUGCAACAUAGUAAACAAGCUCACCUUCCACUUUGAAAAGAUCAGGAUAGCGCAGGCUGCUUCGUCGGAAGGAGAGGAUCCCGUAUUUAUCCUGUCGGCGCAUCUGAUGUCACCCGUGGCCGAAUUGGAGUACCUGAGGAAGAUCAGCGAGCUUUAUAUUCUAUUUUUGUUACCACGUAGUUACUCCCUCUCCCCGGUGAAGUUUCUCCUAAGAGAAGUCCUCACGUGCAAAAUUCUAAAGCCAGCGAUAGACCUAAUCACGGAUCCCGAUUAUAUCAACCAGAAGAUUCUGACUUACAUCGACCAGCAGCAGCUCGCCGAGGCGAUGCACAGGAAGACGUACGAGUACGCGGAAUCCUUCGAGGACUUCAUCCGCAUGGUCAAAGGCACGAGGGAUUUGGAGGUUCUCAAACAUAUCAGAUACAAUAUCGUCACCGAGAUCAUGCAAGCGACCACGAUCCAGAACGUCAAGCGUGCUCAAGGCUUGGAUCCCGAGAGCAACACGCUCGGCAACUCCGACGCCGUUCGGGCGAGGAAGCUCAAGCGGUACAUCAGCCAGCUGACGUACGCGAAGAACACGUGCGAGUGCCACAUGCAGACGCUGGGAUGGGACGGAUAUCUGCCUCAGGAAACGGAGGUAUGCGACGCCGCCGAGGUCACGGAAGGCAGGAUACUCCCGCUGCAGGCGAUCUUGGACAACGUGAUCGGUCGACGUUACCUAUCCCAGUUCCUGGAGCAGGUCGCCAGCCAGGGAUUGAUUGGCUACUGGGCGGCGGUGCAGGAAUUGCGCGCCGCGGAUCGCUCCAACUGGCAUCAGCUGGGAGCCGAGAUCUUUUACACUUAUAUCAGAUCACCCACUGCCGAGAUCAAGGUGGACAAGAACGUCCGAAAGCGAAUGGAGGCUUUCCUGUUGGGCGAUACGGGACCCAAUGUGUUCUAUGAGGUGCAGGACAGCGUUGUCAAGACGCUUCAAGAAAAGUACUAUCCGUCGUUCCUCGUCAGUGAGCAGUAUAAGACUAUGCAGGAGGCGCUGCUCAACGAGAGGGCAGAGGGUCUGGUUGAAGAUCGUGAAAUCGUCGAUGGUACGCUGUCCGAGUCCUCGACCUUGCUGGUUGGCGAACGCUCGAAUUAUGCUCGUAGCAAGCUGGACCAGCUACAGGAGAAACUGAACAACAAGAUGCAAGCUCUGCAAGCGCUCAAAUCGUCCCUGAAGCCCGAGAGCAAAGUACUGAGCAUACUGGCGAAGGAGGUUGAGUGGCUGCAGGGCGAGAAGCGGCAGUUGGAGGCGCACUUAAACCACACGGAAAUGUGGGCGGAACAUUUGGGCCACUGGAGAGCCGACGUGCAAAGCGCGGAGAUGCCGGAUAACGGGGACCCACCGCAGUUCGUACUGGUUGUCCACAUGGCGGAGAACGAGGACAACGACGAGAGCAUAUCCAGCGGAUGGGUGGUGUUGAGAAAGCUGCAGGACUUCCAAGACCUCCACAGAAAGUUACGCCAAUUGUGCUCAAACGUUAAGAACUUGGAUUUGCCCUCGCAGCCUCUAAAGUUCUUUGGGAAGUCCGACAAAAAUACUCUCGACAAGGCUAAGAUGCAGAUUCAAAAAUACUUGAAUUUUGUCUUGGAAGACGAGAGGCUCAAUCAAAGCGAGGCGCUCUACGCCUUUCUCAGCCCAAGCUCGGAGCAUCUCAAGGCCGUGAUACCGUCCCCCAAGAAGUCUCGCUUUUCCCUGUCCACGUUAUUCAAAACAUCUGUCGGCAACAACGAUCCGCGCGACAAAGAGGAGGAGGAGGAUUACUCGCUGUUGCUGGACGACAGCGAGACAGGCCGUACCGGUACGGACAAUUAUCUGAGUGCCAGCAAGGACGCGAUCGCGGAACCGCUGUACACGCUCCUGGGCGAAGUCUUCGAUCUGCGAGGAGUGUUCCGCUGGCUCAGACGAUCUCUCAUCACCUUCGUGCAGAUCACUUACGGGCGCACGAUAAACAGACAAAUCAGAGAUACCGUCGCAUGGGUGUUCUCGGAGCCGAUGCUUCACUAUUACAUACAAUUGUUCACGAAGUCGUGGUGGCCGAACGGCCAGCUCGUGUCCGAGACCGUUCUGCGUACCGACGAGGAGAAGCUGAAGACGCGGGGCGAGGCACGCCGGCAGUUUCUCAACAACGUACCUGAAGUACUGACGAAUCUGGUGGGGGCGCAGAGCGCUCAACGCGGCGCGAUCAAGGUCUUCGAUUCUCUGCAGAACGUGAAUCUGAACAAGCAGUUGUUCUACGAUAUAUUCGAAGUAUUGAUGUACGAGAUAUUUCCGGAACUGCAGCGCAAACAGAGUUCCCUGACGAAAUAAAUCAUCAAUGUGACGUA